Messenger RNA from Clupea harengus (Atlantic herring), 4412 nucleotides. It is a transcript of the gene eps15, whose product is annotated as epidermal growth factor receptor pathway substrate 15. Gene Ontology annotation, cellular component: cytoplasm; clathrin coat of coated pit; plasma membrane. Gene Ontology annotation, molecular function: cadherin binding; calcium ion binding. Gene Ontology annotation, biological process: endosomal transport; endocytosis. The record is from RefSeq and is a predicted model, not a curated record. Lineage: Eukaryota; Metazoa; Chordata; Actinopteri; Clupeiformes; Clupeidae.
UUCAUAUAAAUGUUAGAUUUCACCAGGACAUACAAGUUUUGUUAAAAGUUAUGGCCAAUUAUAAAUAUUUCAUUGUGUUGCUGUAGUGAAAUCGUGCGCAUUCUUUUUUCGGUUCCGUUUUUAUUUAUGUUUUGCAAGUUGUCUCCAGGCUUGGGUUUUCAAAAGUUUCAGCCUAAUAUCUGGGGUCUGCGUAAGGGCGUAGCUAGCUUGGUUUGUGUCCAUUUGGGAACGGAUAGGUUUGGAAUUGUAAUUGUUCGUCUAUUCAGAUUGAUUUUAUUGCCAUUCUUUCACAUUUCAGAGUACCCAAAAGUUCGGUUGUUCUGAUUGUUUGCGUGGGUCAUGUUGCACUGUCAAAGCUAACCAGCUGCCUAUCGGGUCGGGUCCGCAAGGUUAGCUGGAUAGGCUAGCCAGUAAGUUAGCCUCCCGUUAGUGAGAUGCGACUAGAAUACCAACUAAUCAGCUUGCUAACGCUAGUAAAUUAGCUUAUAGUGAGUAGCUAUGUGUGGACAUACAGUGGAGGACAUUUAUUCAUGCUUUCAAGUGGAAAUCCUGUCUACGACAAAUACUAUCGACAGGUAGAUCCGUCGGGCAGUGGACGGGUACCAGCAGCAGAUGCUGCCCUCUUCCUAAAGAGAUCAGCCCUGGCAGAUCUGGUGCUGGGAAAGAUAUGGGAUCUGGCAGAUUCAGAACGAAAAGGAUGCCUCAACAAACAGCAAUUCUUUGUUGCACUGCGAUUAGUGGCCUGUGCCCAGAACGGGCUUGAGGUGGCACUGAAGAGUCUUAACGCAGCCGUUCCUCCCCCCAAAUUUCAUGACACUAGCAGCCCACUUCUACCUGCAGGAGUGGCCGUUGAUGGCCCAUGGGCAGUCAAGGGGGAGGAGAAGGUGAAAUUCGAUGCCAUCUUCGACAGCCUCUCACCCGCGGGUGGUAUGCUCACAGGGGAGAAGGUCAAGCCAGUCCUGCUCAACUCCAAGCUGCCUGUAGACGUCCUGGGACGGGUAUGGGAGUUAAGCGACAUUGACAGGGAUGGCAUGCUUGACAGAGAUGAAUUUGCUGUGGCCAUGUACCUGGUCUACAGAGCUCUGGAGAACGAGACGGUGCCCAUGUCUCUGCCCCCUGCUCUGGUGCCCCAAUCAAAGCGGAAGAAAUCCGCCACCCCUCCAGCCUUGCCUCUACUGCCCUCGCCCCCCUCCCUGAAGGAGGGUCGCACGUCCCAAGCCACCGCCAAAGCACUGCCUCCCGCUGCCACAACAAUAACAGCACCUCAGUGGGUGGUGUCCCUGGCAGACAAAGCGAAGUACGACGACCUGUUCAGCAAGACGGACAUUGACAUGGACGGCCUGGUGUCUGGGCCUGAGGUGAGGGACAUCUUCCUCAGGACGGGGCUUCCCUCUGCAACGCUGGCACGCAUCUGGGAGCUGUGUGAUAUCGGGGACAUCGGCAAACUCACCAGGGAGCAGUUUGCCCUGGCGUUGCAUCUCAUCAACCAGAAGCUCACCAAGGGCGUGGACCCUCCCCAGGCCCUCACUCCCGACAUGAUCCCCCCGGCUGACCGAGUCUCCCAGAGCCUCGCAGCGGCAUGCCAGGCUGCUGACUUCUCUGCCAUCAAGGAGCUGGACUCCCUCAGCAACGAGAUAGUCGACCUCCAGAGGGAGAAGAGCUCCGUGGAGCAGGAGAUCCACGAGAAAGAGGAGAGCAUCCGCCAGAGGACCAGCGAGGUGCAGGACCUGCAGGAUGAGGUGCAGAAGGAGACUGCGGAGCUGCAGACCCUGCAGUCUCAGAGGCAGGAGGUGCAGGAGGCCCUGGACAAGCUGGACGUGCAGAAGAGCUCGCUGGAGGAGCAGCUGGGCCUCAUACGACAGCAGUGCAGCCAGGAGAACCAGAUGAUACUGUCAUUGCAGGCGCAGCUGGAGGAGCAGGAGCAGCAGAUAGGGGAGUACCAAGAGGAGCUGGGCCAGGCGCACACGGAGCUGCAGCGGCUGCAGGAGGAGACCCAGGAGGUGGAGCAGAAGGUGGAGGCGGCGCGAGCCCAACUCAACCCCCUGCAGGACAGCGUCCAGGAAUCCCACACACAGGUCUCGCAGGCCAAGGAGAAGCUCACUGAGCUGCGUAUGCAGGAGCGGGACGUGACCGCUCAGCUCAGCUGGCUGUCCCUCACGCAGGACGACCCCGUCCCUGUCCCGCUCCUGGCCCCCCGCCUCACCCACACCCCCACCCCCACCCCGCUGGUGAACGGUGCAUUGGGGGGCCGGGAUGGGCAUCUGGAUCAGGAUGAGCAGGAGGGCCGUGAGAACGGAGGGGCAGACGAGCCGCAUGAGCUACGUGUGGAGGAGGACGAGGAUGAGGAGGAGGAGGAGGAAGAGGAGGAAAAGGAAAAAGAGAAGGAGCAAGAAGAGGAGGUGAAGCAGGAGGAAGUAGAGCGGCCGAGGGAGCAGAACAGAACCAAGAGUCCAGAAAAGCCCAGGCCAGACGCGAUGGAGGACCUCUACACCAGCGGCCGCUCCACCGCCUGGCCACAGGACAAUGCUGAGAUGAGUAGUCCCCUUCCUGAGGCUGAGACGGAGGUGAAGGAGGAGGAGACUGCAGAGUUGCAAAGAGCCAGCACCCCUAAGCAGGGAGAGUCUCCUGUCCCAGAGCAGGCAGAAGGGUCCUCUCAGCCACAGGCACCAGGACAAGGACCAGCAGCUCCAGCAGCAGCGCCACCUGCUGGUCCCACCCAGGACACGGUCUCCAGCUUGGACUUCUUCCAGUCCGACCCCUUCACCGACCAUGAUCCGUUUAAAGAUGACCCGUUCAGUAAAGUGGAUGUCUCUGAUCCCUUUGGGGGUGACCCCUUCAAGGGCAGCGACCCGUUUGCUGCGGACUCCUUCUUUAAGCAGGCCCCAGCCACCGCCGCUCCCUUCCCCUCUGCGGACCCGUUCGGCUCGGUCGACCCCUUCGGGGGAGCCGGUGGGGCCCCCGAACCCGACCCGUUUGCCACCCAGCUCAACAACACCGCAGCGGCCCCAGAUCCUUUCGGCUCCCAAUCCAGCGGCGCCACGGCAACCGCCACCACUGCCAAGGAUCCCUUCAGCUCCAAGGCAAACAACAUAUCCGACGCAGACCCCUUUGCAUCCAAGAUGGCUGCCCAUGGAGACGCAGACCCUUUCAGCUCGCAGGGCGGGCCAGAUCCUUUCACCAGUGCGCUGCCCGGUACUGAUGGAGCCAUGAAGGAUCCGUCAUCGGCAACCAACGAUCCCUUUGCUCCAGGAGGCACAGUAGUGAACACAGAUUCUGAUCCAGACCCCUUCGCUGCAGUGUUUGGAAAUGAGUCGUUCGGCGGAGGGUUUGCUGAUUUCAGCGCAUUAGCAAAGUCGAAUGGUGCUGACCCAUUUGCUGCAGCCAAUACCUCAACCAACAAGAACCUGUUCAAGGAGGACAGCCAGUCCAGCAGCUCAGACACCCCCCCAGCCCUGCCCCCCAAGACAGGCACGCCCACCAGACCUCCCCCUCCACCUCCAGGCAAGCGGUCCAACAUCGCUCGGUCCGAUUCGUCUGACUCCUUCAGUCGCCGGGGCUUCAUGACGCAGGGGGACUUCGCCUCCCUUCCUGCCAAAGACUCGGCCCCGGACCCCUUCGCCCCCUCCUCCCCCCGCCAGCCUCCACGCCAGCCCGAGGGAUUUGCCAGCUUCGACAAAUACCCCACGGAAGAGGACAUGAUCGAGUGGGCGAAGCGUGAGAGCGAGCGCGAGGAGAAGGAGCGCUUGGCUCGACUCACACAGCAGGAGCAGGAGGACCUGGAGCUGGCCAUCGCCCUCAGCAAGUCGGAGCUCUCCUGAGACGAGACUGUGCCCCACUACAUCACAACCCUCCUCCCCCUCCCCUGACUCGCCACCCCUCCUCCCCCCCACCCCCACUGCGGCAGCAGGAGGCGCAGCGCUCCCGGAAAGAGGAGCAGGAAGACGUGCAGGAUUCUGCAGGAGUAGGAGAGCCGUUGCCUUCAUCAAGGCUGAGCUCUUCUCCUGAUACGAGACACUGCCUUACUCUAAUACAUCACACACCCCUGCUCCCCCCUCUCUCCCCCUGCCUCCCUCCGCCACUGUGGAGCCCACAGGCUCAGUGCUUUCCGGGGCAGAACCAGGCCCACCUGCAGGGGCAGGAAGGUGUAAUUGCCCUCUUCAAGUCUGCGCGCUCCAGAUAUGGUGCCCCCCCCCUGCCCCCAUCCUAUACCUAACCACAGUCAAAAAAAAAAUUCUGUCUAUGAUCACGACCCCUUACACCUCUCUCUGCCCCUGCCCCUGCCCCCGCCCCCUUUACUUGAGGUACCCACAGGUGCAGCACCCCAAGCCAGGAGUGGGAGAGACAUCCUGGGAUGCUGCCCUCCUGUCAAUCUCUAUACCCCUCUACUCUCCUCACCUACCCCCCCAACCCCC